GCAAAGCUUUACUCUAACUUGAAAGGAUCUACUAUGGUGGAUGAAGAAGAAGAUGGUGAGAUGCCAAUGCGUUCGCAGCUGACCGUCGUUAUGUCGACGCCGCGGGGUGGCGUUCUCCAGGGGAUGAUGACGCAUGGUGGGAGCGUUGACAGUGACCGACUUGAUAAUUCCUCCUCGCUGCCGGCCGAAUGGACUGGCAAUUCUAGCACGACUGCGUUCCCGUUGACGAGGAGUGGCCGAGAGGGCUUCUGCAAGACCAAUGAAGGUGAAGAACAACUCGGAGGUCCAUUUUCUACAAAGGGCGCUAUUCCGCAGGCACAGAAGUUGUUCCCAGUUUCAGAAGACGGGAUGCCGAUGCCCAUGCCCGCGUUAUCUUCCUCCGAUGAUUACGCAAGUGAACACUUUCUCUUUCCGUGUGAUGUGAAGACCCAGGAGCUGCAUGAUGAUCAUACUGCAGUAACGGAUGCGGAUCGUCAGGUUCAGAACCAACACCAAGAGACAUGCGGCAGGAGCGACCAACAAGGGCCCUUCGGAGACGGUGUUCAGGCGAAGGAGCAAAGGGGAGAGGAACCUAAUGAAGCUGUGGCUGCUAUGGAC
Molecule: messenger RNA, 597 nt
Organism: Amoebophrya sp. A25
Lineage: Eukaryota; Dinophyceae; Syndiniales; Amoebophryaceae
Source: the annotation of a GenBank genome assembly